This is a messenger RNA of Triplophysa dalaica, 1379 nucleotides long. RefSeq lists its product as uncharacterized. Gene Ontology annotation, biological process: response to bacterium. The transcript has 4 exons. Bases 42 to 680 code for a protein of 212 amino acids. Lineage: Eukaryota; Metazoa; Chordata; Actinopteri; Cypriniformes; Nemacheilidae. The record is from RefSeq and is a predicted model, not a curated record.
UCUUGUACGUUAGUUUACUCAGUUCAGAACAAUCUGAUCAAAUGGAGAAAUUAUUUUUCUUUUGCGUGCUGUACGGCUGUCUUGUGCACAUCACUUACAGUGAUGUGUCAGGACAGGAGGUGUCUAACCUGAUACUUGAUCAUCUGGGAGAAACUGUCACCCUGAACUGCAACAUGACCAACAGAUAUGAAAUCGCCUGGUAUCAUCUGAAUUCUGAACAGCUGCUGACUCUACUGGUGUCUGCACAGAAAGACCGGACACUUCUAAUCAACUACAAUACAAACCCCAGAUUGACCGUAAAUAGAGACAGCAGUAUCACAUUGGUCAGUUUGGUUAUUUCUGAAGUAACACAGUCAGAUUUGGGACUUUAUUUCUGUGGAACAAAAUCUGACACUCCAGAGAUGCACUUCAACAGAGCUGUCCGACUGCAAACUAGCGAAAACCUGAUGCGCAGAGAGGAAAACGGCGACUCUGUGAGAAAACACGGAGGAGAGGAGGUUGAGACCACAGAUGAUGAUGAUCUGACAGUGAAAGAGCGAGUCUUGAUGUUUGGAGGUGUUGGAUUGGCUAUCGUGAUAUUUUUCCUGGCGACUGUCGCUGCUGGUGGAAUAAUUCAUCAUCACGGCUGGCAGAAAGGCUGGAGCGAAGGGAAAGAUGCUAUCGCUCUCAGCUCAGAUUAAACCACCAUCAGCUAAUCUAUACAUCUAUUUGAUUUAUUUUACUAUUCAACUCAAGCUAUUUCAAGUAAAAUGUGUUCAGCACUGCAGCAGGUUAACAGCCUUUUAACAUUAUAAAGAGUGUCGAGAUCUCUGAGAGUUUAUGGUUUCUUUCUGGUUAAUUCACAUCACUUACAGAUUCAUUCUGUUCUUUCAACUGUAGUCUCUAUCACGGCCAGUACAGAUCAGAUUGUCAAUCAUUGUGGCCGUGGUUUAUGAUUGAAAAAGAACAACAAUAUUUACAUUUAUUCAUGUAGAAGAUGCUUUAAUCCAAAGUGAGAGAGCAUUUACAAUUAUUUUGUCGAUGAGCUAUAAACAAUUUUACCAGGCCAUGUUUACAAGGAUGAUGACUGGGGAGAAGGAAAAAUCAACAAAAAGAAACAGACACAGACAAAGACACAAGGUUUUUAAACAGCUAGAAAGAAGACAGUUCAGAGUUAGUUAGAAAGAUUUGAAACAGGUUUCUUGUGAUGGAUUCUGAAGCUUGAACGGAGGAACAAGUGGGUGAAAGUCGUCACUCGUUUGCAUUAUUGCUCACAUUCUUCAGUACUUGGUCUUAGAUGUUUACAAAUGCAAUAUCAGCACAUAAAUAAUUUUACAUAUGCCUUUAGCUUUUGUGUAUCUUUUGUUUAACAUAUAAACUUUAAAUAAAAAAUUAAGUCA